Molecule: messenger RNA, 2055 nt
Organism: Danio rerio (zebrafish)
Lineage: Eukaryota; Metazoa; Chordata; Actinopteri; Cypriniformes; Danionidae
Product: zgc:165539
Source: RefSeq, marked predicted
AUGCUUGGAUUUGUGGGUUGUUUAUGGGGAUUUGGAACAAUAAGCAGUCAGUGUUAGAGUUUGUUGCUUGGUUUUAUUAAGCCAUGGAUAAAAGGUGGAAAAGGUUACCCUUUUUAGUAGUCUUCCUGCUCUUUUGGAAGAAUGCUCCUGCUCAUGCAUAUUCAACUUAUCCAAAUGCUGGCCAAUGGUGGGGUCAGCCAUCUGAAAACACUUUCUUGCCUCUUGUGGUCCAGUCUUCUGUGCCAGAAGCCCCUGUCACUGGGGUUUUGCUUGAAGAAGUGGUCUCUAGUUUGCCAGAAAACAGACCUGAGUUUAAUCUACUUCAGGUUGUUAAAGGUGGUGUUUCCAGCAGUUCUGACUCUACAACCCAAGCUCUAUCUCCAAAUACCCCCUCUUCAGCUUCUGGUAUGAGUGGUUUAGCGUCACUUCAGGGCUUGUCUGGAUCAUCCACUUCAAGUGGUUCUAAACAAAUUGUUUUUGCACAAGGGGAAGGUGGCAGCUUUGCUUUGAAGACUGGAGUUUCUGGCCAGUCCACUAAUGAUCAGAGCUCUCCUAGUCUGUCUAGUUCCGUUUCUCAAGGUACCACCUAUGGUGUAAUUACCCAAGCUCAAGGUACAAGUCAGUCUGCUCCAGGAUCUUCAUCCCCAUAUACAACCAUAUCAUUGCCCAAAUAUGUUGCUAGUCAGUUCAUAACUCGACCAAGUUCAAAGCAAUUUACCUCUGUCUAUGGCACCCAGGCAGGAUCCUCUGCCCCUUUUACUUUGCAAGAAAGUACCACAUAUGGUGGACAAAUCCAGACUCAAGAUGCCACAAGUCGAUUAGUUUUAGGAUCUUCAACCCCUUACAUAUCUGUAUCAUCACCCCAAGUUGUUACUAGUCCGUUGACACCUGGGCCAGGUUCAAAGCAGGUUACCUCUGUCUAUGGCACUCAGACUGGUUCGUCUGCUCCGUUCACUCUGCAAAAAUUACUACAGGGUAAAGGUUCAAAAAGCCAGGUUGUUUCAGUACCUUCAACCCCAUAUGUAGCUGUAUCAUUGCCCCAAGGUGUUACUAGUCAGUCAACAUUAGUGCCAAACUCAGAGCAGUUAACCUCUGUCUACACCACCCAGACAGGAUCCUCUGCCCCUUUCACUUUGCAAGAACUACUCCAGGGUCAAGAUUCAACAAGCCAGGGUGUUUAUGGAUCUUCAACCCCAUACGUAUCUGUAUCAUUGCCCCAAAGUGUUACUAGUCAGUCGACGGCAGUGCCAAGUUCAAAGCAGAUAACCUCCAUCUAUACCACCGAGACAGGAUCCUCUGCCCCUUUCACUUUGCAAGAACUACUCCAGGGUCAAGAUUCAACAAGCCAGGUUGUUUAUGGAUCUUCAACCCCAUACGUAUCUGUAUCAUUCCCCCAAGUUGUUACUAGUCAGUUGACCCCUGUGCCAAGUUCAAAGCAGGUUACCUCUGUCUAUGGCACUCAGACUGGUUCGUCUGCUCCGUUCACUCUGCAAAAAUUACUACAGGGUAAAGGUUCAAAAAGCCAGGUUGUUUCAGUACCUUCAACCCCAUAUGUUGCUGUAUCAUUGCCCCAAGGUGUUACUAGUCAGUCAACAUUAGUGCCAAACUUGGAUCAGUUAACCUCAGUCUAUACCACCCAGACAGGAUCCUCUGUCCCUUUCACUUUGCAAGAACUACUCCAGGGUCGAGAUUCAUCAAGCCAGGUUGUUUAUGGACUUUCAAACCCAUACGUAUCUGUAUCAAUGCCACCAGUUGUUACUAGUCAGUCAGCUGUGCCAAGUUUAAAGAAGAUUACUGCUGUCUAUGGCUCUCAGACAGGUUCCUCUGCUCCUUUAACUUUGCAAGGAAGCUAUGGUGGACUAAUCCAGCCUCAAAAUGCCAAAGAUGCGUCUUCUACGGGAUCUUCAUCUUCUGUCCUCCAAACCUCAACCGGUGACUUUUCGAAUCCUUCCAGCAGCUUUUCUACCCUAAAACGUUAUUACUCUGUCAAGGAUUAGAAAACUGUUAAACUGCCAUAUGGUGCAAUGUUUCCAAUAAAAUUAAGAUUUUUUCCAA